CAUUUCAAUUUGAAUCGAAGAUAAUUAGGUAGAUAUCCGAGUGCAUGAUGUGGUAACUGGUAAUCAGACGUCCGGUCGACCAGUCGCUGCGGGGGCCCCACAGACCGAUUUCCCGAUCUGUCGAACGACUGAGCCAGAGUCAGUCACGGCUCGCAUCGCUGGGUCGUGAGGCAACUGGACUGCAUACCUGGAACGACGAAAGCAACUCAACGGCAAAGAUUCAGGAUGGCGUCCGGUGACUCUGCUCAGACCGGCGCGGCAGUGCGACUCUCCGGCACCGAACUCUCAAAGGAGGUUCGUGCCGGUCUAGUAACGGAGGUGCAGGAGCUGCAGAACAAGUACCCCGGCUUCGUGCCCGGCCUGGCCAUCCUGCAGGUGGGAGGCCGGGAGGACUCCAACGUCUACAUCCGGGCCAAGGUGAAGGCGGCGAGUGACAUCGGCAUCAACGCGCGGCACAUUCAGCUGCCGAGAUCCACCACGCAGAUGCAGCUGCUGCAGGCGAUCCACGGCCUGAACCAGGACCCCAGCGUGCACGGUAUGAUCGUCCAGCUGCCCCUGGACUCGGACACUGCCAUCAGCGAGGACCGAGUGAUCGAGGCCAUCGACCCCGACAAGGACGUGGACGGCCUUCACCCAGUGAACGCCGGCUGUCUGUCCCACGGCCAGAUGCGGUACGGACACCUGCCCUGCACACCGUGGGGCUGUAUCCAACUCAUCAGAAAGGCCGGUGUGGAGAUCCAGGGCGCCGAGGCCGUAGUGCUCGGCCGCAGCAAGAUCGUCGGCUCGCCAAUGGCAGAGCUGCUCAAAUGGCACCACGCCACCGUGUCAACCUGCCACUCGCGCACCAAAAACAUUCAGGAACAUGUGCUGCGUGCCGAUAUCCUGGUGGUGGGAAUCGGCAAGCCGCACUUUGUCAAAGGCGACUGGAUCAAGCCUGGAGCCGUGGUGAUCGACUGCGGCAUCAACGCCAUCCCAGAUGAGACCAAGAAGUCUGGCCACCGUCUGCUGGGUGAUGUGGAUACUGCCGAGGCGGCCAAACGGGCCUCCUUCAUCACACCCGUGCCGGGUGGCGUCGGACCGAUGACGGUGGCGAUGCUGAUGCAGAACACGGUGCGCGCGGCGGCGCUGGCCGUGGAGCGGGAGCACCGGGACAGCUGGGAGCUGGAGCCGCUCACCAUCGAGCCGCUCAGCCCCGUGCCCAGCGACAUCGCGGUGAGCCGCUCCCAGCGGCCGCGGCCCGUCUCGGAGCUGGGCUCCACCGUCGGACUGCUGCCGUCCGAGCUCGACCUGUUCGGCGAGACCAAGGCCAAGGUGGCGCUCUCUGUACUGGAGCGGCUGCAGCACCGCGCCGACGGCAAAUAUGUGGUCGUUGGAGGUAUCACGCCGACGCCGCUAGGGGAAGGCAAGAGCACCACGACCAUCGGCCUGUCACAGGCUCUCGGCGCCGAACUGAGGCGUAACGUGUUCGCCUGCGUACGCCAGCCGUCCCAGGGACCGACCUUCGGCAUCAAAGGCGGCGCUGCCGGCGGCGGCUACUCGCAGGUGAUUCCGAUGGAGGAGUUCAACCUGCACCUGACGGGCGACAUCCACGCCAUCACGGCCGCCAACAACCUGCUGGCCGCCCAGCUAGAGGCCAGGAUGUUUCACGAGGCUACUCAGACCGACGCAGCCCUGUACGGCCGUCUAGUGCCGGCCAAAGACGGGAAGAGGACCUUCAGUCCGAUCCAGCUCACACGUCUGGCGAAGCUGGGGAUCGAGAAAACAGAUCCGGAUACGCUGACGGAGGAGGAGAUCCGUCGGUUUGUGCGACUGGAUAUCGAUCCGGAUACCAUUACCUGGCAGAGAGUGAUCGACACCAACGACCGUUUCCUGCGUAAGAUCACGGUCGGCCAGUCGCCCACGGAGAAGGGUCACACCCGCUCCUGCCAGUUCGACAUCACCGUGGCCAGCGAGGUGAUGGCGGUGCUGGCCCUCACUACCAGCCUGCGGGACAUGCGGGAGAGACUCGGACGCUGCGUGGUAGCCUCGGACCGCGCCGGCCAGCCGGUCACAGCUGAUGAUCUGGGCGUGUCGGGAGCCAUGACGGUGCUGAUGAGGGACGCGAUCCGUCCAACGCUGAUGCAGACGCUGCAGGGAACGCCGGUGUUCGUUCACGCCGGUCCGUUCGCUAACAUCGCUCACGGCAACUCGAGUGUUUUGGCCGACCGGAUCGCGCUCAAACUGGUCGGACAGAAGGGCUACGUGGUGACCGAGGCCGGCUUCGGAGCCGAUAUCGGCAUGGAGAAGUUCUUCAACAUCAAGUGCCGCGCCUCGGGCCUGACACCAGACGCCGCCGUGAUCGUGGCCACCGUGCGCGCCCUCAAAAUGCACGGAGGCGGCCCGGCCGUCACCGCGGGCACCCCGCUGGCACCCGAGUACACCCAGGAGAACACAUCAUUGGUGGAGAAGGGCUUCGCCAACCUGAACAAGCAGAUUCAGAACACGCUCAAGUUUGGAGUACCGGUGGUGGUAGCCAUCAAUCGAUUCAGCUCGGACACGGACGCGGAACUGGAGCUGACCCAGCGUCUGUGUCGCGCCGCCGGCGCCGCCGACGCCGUCAUCUGCUCGCACUUUGCGCAGGGCGGCGCCGGCGCCCGGCGGCUGGCGGAGGCUGUGGAGACCGCCUGUCAGCAGCCCAGCAGCUUCAGGUUCCUGUAUGACCUGACGCUGCCGAUCGUGGACAAAAUCCGUAUAAUCGCGCGCGAGAUAUACGGCGCUGACGACGUGGAGCUGUCUGAGGAGGCGGCCGCGCAGGUGGAGCGGUACACCAGACAGGGCUUCAGUGAGCUGCCCAUCUGUAUGGCCAAGACCCACCUGUCUCUGUCUCACGAUCCGGCCAAGAAGGGCGCGCCCACCGGCUUCACGCUACCCAUCAGGGACGUGCGCGCCAGCGUGGGCGCCGGCUUCCUGUACCCGCUGGUCGGAACGAUGAGCACCAUGCCGGGCCUGCCGACCCGGCCGUGCAUCUAUGACGUCGAUCUGAACCUGGAUACGGGCAACGUCGAGGGUCUGUUCUGAGCGUCCGCGGCGCCUAGAGGGGGGACGGACGGCAGAGGCGCGCCGGGCGGGACAGGGACGUGGCGGGCUCAGUUUGGGUGGGGGGGGGGGAGAGGGGAGCGAGAGAAACAGUGAGUUCUGCUCUGAGGGAAGGGGGCGCUGCCAGCGGCGCUAUCGUGCUGUCAGGUGGUACAGCGGCCUGGCCGAGUACUGUAAGUACUAGGGACAGUCACUAGAUGUCGCCCCUGUCCCCUGCGGAGGCGACUCAGUCCUCGGUGAUCCCCGGCCUUCAUAGGACGGUAGAUGGGUAUAUAGGGCCUUGGGUAGAUGACGCUAUGGUGAAGAGCGAGGGGGUGCUAGCGCUACAGUCAACUCAACGGGCUUCCGAGACCAGUUAUGUGAUUUUGACGAUCUUUUGAUAUUGUGGUGUGGAGGAAGGCGACGUCUUCGGAUAUCCUCAGCAUCUCGGAUUGUAGAAUUUACAUUGCUGGCAUUUGAGCUGAGGUUUGGUGCUACUUUACUCAUUUGGGGUGUAAUGCGGAAGCGACAGAUUGUGCUCAAGUGAACUGAAGCUGGAGGAGUUUGGUCUGAUAUUGCGGCAAUGUGAGGCCACGUAUUGAAUGCCCACAAGGUGGGAUGCUUACAGUGCAGUGCCUAUACCUAAAUAGUUUAUACUUUCAGUUCAGUCAUAUACUGGAUUGUCCUUUGGGGAAUAAAAUCAAAACAUAUACCCGCCGCCGAGAAUAACCCUAGUCGUACGGGCACAAUACCAACGUGAGGGUUUCACGUCAGUGCCAUUAUUAGCUCAUGGGGAACUAACACGUUUGUUCAAGUAACCGGGAACCACAUGUACAAAGAUAGCAUGCAAUGCCUUGUAGCUGUUAUUGGAUGUGCAAUACCCUGAUGUAAAGCGCAGGUUGGCUGCCCAUUAUAGGGUUGUUGCACUGUGCCGUAAGUGUCAUAGGUUAAGUGCCUAUCGAAUUUCGAAAUGAUAGCACCUGACGUUGUUUCCGAUGUCGUUGAUACUUCUCUUCCAAUACAUGGACAAAACUGG
Molecule: messenger RNA, 4090 nt
Organism: Amphibalanus amphitrite
Lineage: Eukaryota; Metazoa; Arthropoda; Thecostraca; Balanomorpha; Balanidae
Gene: pug
Product: C-1-tetrahydrofolate synthase, cytoplasmic-like
Exons: 21
Coding region: 226-3057 (943 amino acids)
Biological process (GO): tetrahydrofolate interconversion
Cellular component (GO): cytosol
Molecular function (GO): methylenetetrahydrofolate dehydrogenase (NADP+) activity; methenyltetrahydrofolate cyclohydrolase activity; formate-tetrahydrofolate ligase activity
Source: RefSeq, a predicted model, not a curated record